This is a messenger RNA of Vicia faba (fava bean), 2529 nucleotides long. The record is from the annotation of a GenBank genome assembly. Lineage: Eukaryota; Viridiplantae; Streptophyta; Magnoliopsida; Fabales; Fabaceae.
AUGGAUGCGCACGCGGUGCAUUUGGCCAUGGCGGCACUCGUCGGAGCCUCCAUCGUAGCUGUAUCGGCGUACUACAUGCACCGCAAGACGCUAACGCAGCUACUGGAGUUCGCGCGUACGGUUGAACCGGAAGGUGGCACCGACGACGGCGAUUCACCGUUGCAUUCGAAUAGGAGGCGUGGAGGCUCUAAGAGGAGAGGGAACGGAGGUUAUCGCCGUGGCUCGGGUUCGUUGCCGGAUGUUACGGCGAUUUCUGGUGGACUUGACGGAAAUGGAAAUGGACUGAUGCACGUUGAAGGGAUUCCGGCUGGAUUGCCUCGAUUGCAAACGCUCCGGGAAGGAAAAUCUGCAAAUACUGGUUCAUUUAAGAGAAAUAUUUUAAGACCAACUUCUCCCAAGUCUCCUGUUGCAAGUGCCAGUGCCUUUGAAAGUGUAGAGGGAUCAGAUGAUGAAGAUGAUUUGAUAGACGGAGCCAAACUGGAUGCUACAUAUCUGCACACAAAUGGAAAUGCAGGUGGAGAUGGGAAAAAUCCAUACGAGACUGUGUCUAAUCAUGUCAAUACUAAUGGAGAGCAGAUGGCAAUCACUGCUUCAAGUAUGAACCGUUCUAAAAGUAUUUCUGGUGAUCUGCAUGGUGUGCAGCCUGAUCCAAUAGCAGCUGACAUUCUGAGGAAAGAGCCAGAGCAAGAAAUUUUUGCUCGAUUGAGAAUUACUCCUAUGGAGGCCCCGUCGCCUGAUGAAGUUGAAUCCUAUGUGAUUCUUCAAGAAUGUCUUGAAAUGAGGAAAAGAUAUGUUUUUCAAGAAGCAGUUGCUCCAUGGGAGAAAGAAGUCAUAUCUGACCCCUGUACUCCAAAACCUAACCUAGAUCCCUUCUUUUACAGAUCUGAAGCAAAGUCUGAUCAUUACUUUGAAAUGCAGGAUGGAGUUAUUCAUGUGUAUCCAAAUAGAAACUCCAAAGAAGAGCUUUUUCCUGUUGCCGAUGCAACUACAUUUUUCACUGACCUUCAUCAGAUACUUCGAGUUAUAGCAGCAGGGAAUAUCAGAACUUUAUGCCACCACAGGCUUAAUCUUCUAGAACAAAAAUUCAAUCUUCAUUUGAUGCUCAAUGCGGAUAGGGAAUUUCUCGCCCAGAAAAGUGCCCCACAUCGAGACUUCUAUAAUGUUAGAAAAGUGGAUACACAUGUCCACCACUCAGCAUGCAUGAAUCAGAAACAUCUUUUGAGAUUCAUAAAGUCAAAGCUGAGGAAAGAGCCUGAUGAGGUUGUAAUAUUUCGAGAUGGAACAUAUUUGACAUUGAAAGAGGUUUUUGAGAGUCUAGAUUUAACUGGAUACGAUCUCAAUGUUGACCUUUUGGACGUUCAUGCUGACAAAAGUACAUUUCAUCGCUUUGACAAGUUCAAUCUUAAAUACAAUCCUUGUGGUCAAAGUAGGCUCAGGGAGAUAUUUUUGAAGCAGGACAACCUCAUCCAAGGUCGAUUCCUUGGUGAGCUCACAAAGCAAGUGAUUUCUGAUCUUGAAGCCAGUAAAUAUCAGAUGGCUGAAUAUAGACUAUCAAUAUAUGGUAGGAAGCAAAGUGAGUGGGACCAACUAGCCAGUUGGAUAGUGAAUAAUGAACUGUACAGUGAGAAUGUUGUUUGGUUGAUUCAGCUUCCAAGAUUGUAUAAUGUAUACAAAGACAUGGGAAUUGUGACUUCAUUCCAGAACAUGCUUGACAAUAUCUUCAUUCCACUUUUUGAGGUUACUGUUGACCCUAAUUCACAUCCUCAGCUGCAUGUUUUCUUGAAACAGGUUGUUGGGUUGGAUUUGGUGGAUGAUGAAAGCAAACCUGAAAGACGACCAACAAAACACAUGCCUACGCCUGCUCAGUGGACUAAUGUAUUCAAUCCAGCAUUUUCAUACUAUGUGUAUUACUGUUACGCGAAUCUGUACACCUUAAACAAGCUUCGUGAAUCAAAGGGAAUGACUACAAUCAAAUUUCGUCCUCAUUCUGGAGAGGCUGGUGAUAUUGACCACCUUGCUGCUACCUUCCUUACUGCUCAUAACAUCGCACAUGGAAUUAACUUGAGAAAGUCACCUGUGCUUCAGUAUUUAUAUUAUUUGGCCCAGAUCGGACUGGCAAUGUCUCCUCUGAGCAAUAACUCUCUAUUUUUAGACUACCAUCGAAAUCCUCUUCCCCUGUUCUUCUUACGAGGCUUGAAUGUAUCACUUUCAACUGAUGAUCCGCUCCAAAUUCACUUAACAAAGGAACCGUUGGUUGAAGAGUACAGCAUAGCUGCUUCUGUGUGGAAGUUGAGCUCAUGUGAUUUAUGUGAGAUUGCCCGUAAUUCGGUCUAUCAAUCAGGUUUCUCACAUGCUUUAAAGUCACACUGGAUUGGUAAGGAAUACUACAAGAGAGGGCCAAAUGGAAAUGACAUUCAUAGAACAAAUGUUCCUCACAUUCGGCUGGAAUUCCGUGAAACAAUUUGGAGAGAGGAGAUGCAGCAGGUUUAUUUGGGAAAAUCCAUCAUUCCUCAAGAAAUAGAGAAAUAG